AUGGAGCCUCCAUCCACUUCUCUGACGGCUCUUCCACGUCGGGCCUCGCAAAACAAUGACGCCUCCUUGCGCCCUGAUGGCGCUACCAAUUCUAUCCACAGCCGUCCUGACACUCGCCCACGUUUCCCCACGAGUCCACCGCACACCGAGGACGGUGAGGUAGACUCUGCUCAGGAGGUCAACGUUACAAAAUUCAACAAGCUGCUCAACUGCGAUAGGAGACGCCCGGAGGAGGAGCAGGAGGACAAGUCCCGCCUCGUCAACAUGUCGUCCACUCUAGUUGGCCAGACGGUCACGCCCUUCCUUAAGGAACAUGUCCCGAGCUUGUACGCUCCUGUCUCCAAGAUCGAAUCGGCAUACCCAAACGAGCCAUCGAGGCAGAAGGAGUACAACAGCAAGUUCUGCUACCGGCACCGACCGGACUCGAAAUGUCGGAAAGCUGCCGACGAGAACAAGAUGGCCAUGAUCCAGAGUGAACUUGAAAAGCUCCCCCAAGCUGACCAACAGGCCAUCACGCACGUCUGGAGUCUCUUUUCUGCUGCACCCUCCAAGCACAGAGAGUUAAUGAUUCAGGGUAUCCUCUCAUCGUCCUGCUUUCCUCAACUCAGUCUCGUCUCUCGCGAGGUACAAUCUCAACUGAAAAUCGACUUCAUUUCCGCACUGCCCAACGAGAUCUCCAUCAAGAUCCUCUCUUCACUUGAUACGGUCUCGCUCUGCAAGGCAGCACAAGUAUCUCGCCACUGGCGAGUUCUGGCGGAUGAUGACGCCGUCUGGCACCGGAUGUGCGAGCAGCACAUCGACAGAAAAUGCACAAAGUGUGGAUGGGGCCUUCCGUUACUGGAGCGUAACAGGCUACGUAACUGGACUCGGCAACGGCGGCUCGCAGCAAGCCAGAAGCAAGAGCCAUCCGAACGGGUUAUGCCUCUGUCACCACCCACACUUCCCCUACCAAACACGCCCAAGACACCCGCGUCUCCAAAGAGAACUGCAAGCCCUUCCGAAGAAACCGGCCCCUCGAAGCGUCAGUGUGUAUCUCGAGUUGGCUCCACCGAAGACGCCGUCGAGCACAGGCGCCCGUGGAAGGAUGUUUACCGGGACCGUUGGCAGAUCGGCGUGAACUGGAAGCUGAUGCGGUACACUCAGAAGACCUUCAAGGGUCAUACAAAUGGUGUCACAUGUUUGCAGAUUUGGGAUGACACCACGCUUGCUACGGGCUCUUACGACAACACAAUCAAGAUCUGGAACUUAGAAAGCGGCGAGGAAGUGCGGACCCUGAAAGGGCACACUCGAGGAAUCCGUUCUCUCCAGAUGGAUGAUACCAAACUUUUGAGUGCCAGCCUGGACGGUACUGUCAAGGUCUGGAACUGGCGCACCGGGCAGUGUAUGCGGACACUUUCUUCCAAUUCGGAUGGCGUCAUCUCUGUGCAUUUCCAGGAUGAGUUGGUUGCCACGGGAAGCAUUGACCACACUAUUCGGGUGUACAAUUUCUCGAACAAGGAGGCAUUCUGCCUAAAACACCAUGUGGACUGGGUCAACAAUGUCAAGGUUGACACGAACAGCCGCACCCUAUUGUCCGGGUCUGAUGAUUGCACUGUCGUUCUCUGGGAUCUCGAUACUCGCAAGAUCAUCCGAGAAUUCAUUGGCCACGUCGGUCACGUGCAGCAGGUACUGGGAUUGCCAGCUGAUUUCGAACCCGACGAGGAUCCUGCCACCGCUGGCCAAGAUCCCACCGAGACCAUGUCUGUAUCCAGUGGGCAUAGCUCGACGUCGGCGCCGGGGCAAUCCGACUCCAACCCCAGCGAUCCUGAACUCGAACUCCGGGCUUCUUACGGGCCAGGCUUCAUCGAUCAGCCUGAUCGCCCAUUGCCCGCCCGAUACAUCCUGUCCGGAGGCCUCGACGCUUCUCUGAAGUUAUGGGACAGCUCGACUGGCCGCGUGAUCCGUAACCAAUGGGGCCAUCUUGAGGGCAUCUGGUCUGUUGAGUGCGACAGUCUCCGUAUGGUGACUGGAGCCAACGACAGCUUGGUCAAGACAUGGGAUCCACGAUCCGGCAGAUGCACCGGUACAUUCGCUGGACACACCGGACCUGUGACAUCGGUCGCUGUGUCAGACGCUCUAAUGGCGUCGGGGAGUGAAGAUGGAGAGGUGAAGUUAUAUAACUUCAAGUUGAGUGAUGGGUGCCGACGAUCCACCAGCCCCGUUGAGCAGUCGUCGCAGUGA
Molecule: messenger RNA, 2220 nt
Organism: Diaporthe amygdali
Lineage: Eukaryota; Fungi; Ascomycota; Sordariomycetes; Diaporthales; Diaporthaceae
Product: sulfur controller 2
Exons: 2
Coding region: 1-2220 (739 amino acids)
Molecular function (GO): protein binding
Source: RefSeq, a predicted model, not a curated record